Molecule: messenger RNA, 318 nt
Organism: Caenorhabditis remanei
Lineage: Eukaryota; Metazoa; Nematoda; Chromadorea; Rhabditida; Rhabditidae
Exons: 2
Coding region: 1-318 (105 amino acids)
Molecular function (GO): acyltransferase activity, transferring groups other than amino-acyl groups
Source: RefSeq, a predicted model, not a curated record
AUGCAACUUUCGGUCAGAAUAUUUCAACGCGGAAGACGUGAUUGGAUUUUUUUCGGGACAUCCCAGCCUACGUCAUUCCAAAACUUUUCUCCAAAGCUGGACUCGGUUUCGAAGAUAUUGAUGUAUUCGAAAUCCUUCGCUGGACAAGUUCUUGCCAAUCUGAAUGCUAUGGACAGUGAAUAUUUCUGCAAAGAACAAAUGAAACGAUCCGGAAAGUUUAGACGCCUUCCAAUGGAUAAACUCAAUCUUUGGGGAGGAUCUCUUUCAAUUGGACAUCCAUACACUGGAGUUCGUCUCGCAAAAGAGAAAGAACGAUAA